UUGUAAAAAAGAGAACAUCAGCCUAGUGGUUUAAAAUAUCGAAUGUUUAAAUUUUCUUAAAUGUUUAAAUCCACUGAGCGCAAUAAAGAUAUAUAAAGAAUAUGUUUAUUUUUAUUAAUCUUAUCAUUUAGUACAGCAAAAACUCAUCACAAUUUCUUAUUAAUUCGAUUGAUGUUUGGUUGCUAGGAUAUUUUAAAGAUUUCUAACAAUUCGAAAGUCGAAUUGAAGCCAGUAUUUCUCUAUAUUAUUACUUAUUAUUCUUGCUUUAAUUUGAUAUAGACAAAAUAUUUAAAGUGGUAUAACUAUGUCUAGCACAAUGUACGAUGAUCUUUGGAAAAACACGCAAAUUAUGUUAGACGAUGUUCUUGAAGUAGACACAACUUUGCAAAAUGCUAAACCUCAAAAGGAUCGUAAAAAAGCUCAUGAUAUAGUCUCAGAAUUAUACGUAAGAUAUAUAAUUAUCUGUAAUCAAUUGGAAUUGUGUUACGAUCAAAUAAUACAACCGCAAAAACGAGUAUUAAUAAAACAAUUGUUAGAUUCCUGUCUUGGAAGAAUUUUGGAACUAAAGCACGAAUUAGUGGAAAUAGAUCUUUCUGAAUAUAACUAUUUCGAUGAUAUUCUAAUAAAAUUGAAUGUUACACCGAAUGAAAUUGAAAUUCAAAUACCAAGAUAUUUUAAGCGGGAAAAUUUGAGAGAGAUAGAAGACAAACGAAAGUUCAUAGAAAAUACUCUAAGAAAUAUAGGUGCUUUAGAUGAAUUAGUAUCGUCGAAACAGAUGACUGAGUCUGAAGCUAUAAGACUUAUACAGGCUCACGAACGUGCAAGACAGGGUCGAAUAAGAUUUCAAUUUAUGAAAGAAAUUCGUCGGAUGAAAGAAAAAUCUAUGAUUAAAACGGAAGCUGAGGUACACGACGAAUUAAGUAAAACUGUGGCUAUAAUAAAAAUUCAGAAAGUUUGGAGAGGAUAUAUUACUAGACAAAAGAUUCGAAAAAAACGUCUGGAGGAGAUGUUAUUAAUUGGUAUGCUGCAACCAAGUCAAAUAGUUACUGAAAAUGCUAGGCAAGCUGAAAAAACCAGACAAGAGAGAUAUGAUAAACAAAUUAAAUAUCAACAGCUUUAUGAAAAUUUGAUGAUUGAAAUUAAGGAAAGAAUCCGUAAAGAACAAAGUGCUAUAAUAGAAGAAAAUAUAAGGAGUGAGGUUCGCAAAUGGUUAAACACAUACUUUCAGCAAACAGGAAAAAUUCCAGAUUUGCCACCUGUUGAAAGUGGUGGAUCUAGAAUUAUAUUUAGUAGACAGGGAACUGAAAGCACUAUUAGUAAAUCAACAGCAAUGUCAUCAAAGGAGUCUAAGAAAUCUAAAAAGUCAAAAUCAAAAAAGGAUAGCGAAGGUGAACAAUCAGAUGAAGAGACUGAACAAGGUUUUAAAUCGGUACCUUCCAAUUUUUUGUCAGAAUUGGUACAAGCCAGCCGAGAAUAUCAAGAAGUAUGGAAAAAUAAAGAUGAAUCUGUAAAUGUAGCUCAAUUUCCAUAUAUAAAUAUGAUAGAAAAUGAUAAAACUAAGGAAGUUGAAAAUGAAGUUCGAAUCACAGUAGAUCAAGAUCUUAGAGGUGAUAUAGAAGCCCUGCAAAAUGCAUUAGACAGAGACAAAGGUUUUAAAGGCAAACGUGCAAAAAAAACACAAAAACGAAUUCGCCGCAGUGGUAAGAAAAAUAAAAAAAGAAAAGAAAAAGAUCUCACUCCUGACAGAACAACAGAUUCAUUGUUUGAAGAGCUACUGACUCAAGGUAUCAUUAAACUUCAUAGAGAAAUUUCACUCCAUGAUUUCAAAGGAGAAAAGUCUUUUAUAAACUACAAUCUAAGAGAAAAAGGGAAAGAUCCUUUGCCAGCACUUGGAGAUAUAAGACAGUUAAUAGCUGAGUACUGUAUCCUUCCAUUGGGAAACAGUACCCUUAGAGAAUUGACACCUCUUGUAAGAUCAGUGUUAAUAGCUGGACCACAUGGUAGUGGAAAAAAAAUGUUAGUAAAUGCAAUUUGUACGGAACUCGGAGCUACUUUAUUUGAUAUUACACCUUCUAAUAUUGCUGGCAAAUAUCCUGGGAAAUCAGGCUUAAUUAUGCUUAUUCACUUAAUAUCAAAGAUGUCACGUUUACUGCAACCAUCAGUAAUAUUUAUAGAUGGUGCAGAAAAACCAUUUGUAAAAAAAGUUUCAAAGACUGACAAAACAGAUCCAAAGCGUUUAAAGAAAGAUCUUGUGAAAUUAGUAAAAAACAUUACAAAUGAAGAUAGAGUAAUACUAAUUGGAACUUCAAGUUCACCAUGGGAUGGAGAUCAAAAGCUUUUAUAUCAAACUUAUGAUAAAGUUAUAUACAUUCCUAGACCAGAUUAUGGAACUGUGUCUCUUAUAUGGAAAGAUUUAUUAUAUAAAUAUUCUGGAAUUAAUAGACAAUUUGAUACAUCUGUUAUGGCUAAAAUUUGCGACGGAUUUACUAUUGGAGCUAUAUUAACAUCGAUUAAAGAGGUAAUGACGACAAAGCGCAUAGUGCAAUUAAAAAUGCAUCCCUUGACGUACGGUGAAUUAAUAAAUGCAAUAAGCAUGAAAAACCCGAUUUAUUGCGAAGAGGAAGAUACAUUUUUAGCAUGGCUUGCAAAAACACCAAUAUAUCGUAAAAAGCAACGGGUGCAUGAAUUAGAGCUCCAAAAACUGGAAGAAGCAAGUGAAAAGCAAAAGAAAAAAGGAAAAAAACCGCCGCGAAUACAAUCGCUCGCUCAUUCUGAAAAAAAUACAUGAUUUGUAGAUAUUACGUUAUAGCGAAUAUUAUACAUAUAAAUUUUACACGAUAAUAUAUCUACGUCCUAUUAUGAAUUUUAUUCAUUAUUAUGUUAUAUAUAUCUUACAACGAAUCGCACGAAAUUUUUUUAAAACAUAUUAAAUAAAUUCAUUUGACUUAAUUUCUGACGUUGAUAUAUGAAUGCUCAUAAUAUUGCAUCUAAAACCAUUUUACGUAAGUAAUAUUGGACGUAGCGUGACCAUGUUUACGUUCAAGAUCAAAGUUCCAAGAAUCGGAAAAACAGUCUUUGUUUAAUUAAAAAAAAUUGCUUAUACAAAAGUUUGGCUGGAACGCUUACUGAUAAGAUACGUAUUUUAUGCUACUUAUUGUAGCCAUCAAUACUAUAUUUUCAAUAAAAAUAACAUUUCCAUA
This is a messenger RNA of Megachile rotundata (alfalfa leafcutting bee), 3200 nucleotides long. Its product is annotated as dynein regulatory complex protein 11. The record is from RefSeq and is a predicted model, not a curated record. Lineage: Eukaryota; Metazoa; Arthropoda; Insecta; Hymenoptera; Megachilidae. Gene Ontology annotation, molecular function: protein binding; ATP hydrolysis activity; ATP binding.